Culicoides brevitarsis is the source of this 1226-nucleotide messenger RNA. It is a transcript of the gene yellow-g2, whose product is annotated as major royal jelly protein 1. Lineage: Eukaryota; Metazoa; Arthropoda; Insecta; Diptera; Ceratopogonidae. The transcript has 3 exons. The record is from RefSeq and is a predicted model, not a curated record. Gene Ontology annotation, cellular component: extracellular region. Bases 53 to 1186 code for a protein of 377 amino acids.
CUUGAGUUUGUUCAGAUUUAAUGCUUUGAUAUCCUAACAAUUGCAAGAAAGGAUGCGUUUCUUUGCUAUCCUGUUGUUAAGUUAUAUACAUUCCAUUGAUUUAACUGGUGCUCUAAAUGGAAAACUGAUACAUACAGAGAAAUCAUCUAUUAAUUUUACAGCCGCUUGUAUAAAAUUUCCAUGCAAAACAACUAAAGACUUGUUUAAAUCUUCGGGCCGAUACAUUAUAACAAAUAACAUUGCUACUCGUUUCCAAAUUUAUAAGGAUUGCAUUUAUGUAGCUUAUCCAAGAUAUUUAUCUGGUGUUCCAAUGACGCUUGGGGUUACAUGCAAAACUUCAUCUUGUGGUGCAGUAUUCGAUCCAUUUCCAUGCUGGACAUACCAAGAAGAAGGGAAUUGUGAUGCUUUGCAAUCUGUUUCUGAUAUCCAUAUUGAUAAGAAUGGUUUACUUUGGGCUUUAGAUCCCGGUAUAACUAAUACAAUGCAUGAAGCAACAAGGAGAUGUAAAUCAAAGAUUUUUGUCAUUAACAUAAACACGAAAAAAGUUGUGAAAAUCAUUAAGCUAGAAAAAUUAACGGUAUCAAACUCCAGACUACAAUAUAUAAAAGUAGAUUACACAAAGGAUGGACGUUGUUUUGUUUAUGUUAGUGAUGCAGCAACUCGUAGUAUUAUAGUUUACGAUGUUCAAGCAAAAAGAGGGUAUCGCCUCGUCCUUCCUAAAGCUGUGGUACAUGGUUGCACGAAGCGCGAUGUACUCUACCUAGCGUUAUUAACAUGUAGUGGAAAAACCAAACUGUAUUUUACUUACUUAAGUGCUUCAAAACUCUAUUCAAUAGAUGCCGAGCACUUACACAAAGGAAACACUAAAGGACGUAUUGUCGAGGUCGGUACAAAACUCGAAGAUAUUAUAAUUCUUGGUGAGGAUGGAUGCUAUAUUUACUUUAGACAUGCUACUCGUGCGGAUGUUUACCGUUGGAACACAACAACUUGUUUCAAAGUUCAAAAUUUCGAACUUGUUUUUAAGAGUCAGCCUGGUUUGUUGACUACCCAUAUCGCUCCGGACUACAAUAGAAACAAAAUUCGAGCACUCCAAAGUAAUUUCCAUGAUUUCAUUCGUGGUGAAGUCGGAUGUGGUGUGAAGCAUCAAAUAUCUGAUAUUCAAGGAUGCUACACACAACCAAAUUAAAAAUAAGUGUACGAUUAUAUAUGCUUUUAAAGUAAAUUAA